Molecule: messenger RNA, 1599 nt
Organism: Aphis gossypii (cotton aphid)
Lineage: Eukaryota; Metazoa; Arthropoda; Insecta; Hemiptera; Aphididae
Exons: 1
Coding region: 1-1599 (532 amino acids)
Molecular function (GO): zinc ion binding; nucleic acid binding
Source: RefSeq, a predicted model, not a curated record
AUGCCGUUGCCGGCUAGCGGCAACGGCCGCCUUCUAGGGCAAAAACCUGUACAAGGUAAAGCUAAAUCUGCGCUCGCUUCUACUCACCACGAUGAUUCAAAUUUCAAGACUGUCACAUAUAAAAAGAACAAAAAAUCUUCAAACAUGCUCAACGAGCCAGUCUCACCAAACCUUCAACACAUCAUAAAUAAUCAUCCUGUUCUCAAUAUAAACAACGAAGAUAAAUUUACAUAUGAUAACUCCAUGGCUACGUGCGACACUCUCGACGAUAAUAGUAUUAUCGAUAACGACGUAAUUAGCUCUUCACCAAAACCCGAUCAAGUUAUUACAAAUACUACCUUGUCGCAUUCUACAUUACCUGUUGCCACACAAACGAAACUUAUUACUGAUCAACAUCUCAAACACUUUGAGCCCAACUUCGACGGUACACCGGUAAUUAUCAUUGAGUUAAUCGACACUAAUACUUCCACCUGGCACCCGUUAAAGUGGGCUAAAUUGCUCAGUACAAACUUUUUUGGUAUUAAUAAUAUUAAACCAAAUGGUCACAAAAAAGUAAAAGUAACAUUCGACUCGACUUUUCACGCUAAUAUUUGCCUCGAUUCGCCUCUCCUAGCUGAACACAAUUUAUCGGCCUACAUACCCUCAACUCUAAUAUUUUCGUACGGAGUUAUUAAAUUGGAUACCUCCUUCUCAGAGGAGGAUUUUUUGGAAGGCGCAAAAUGUGUUGUACCCAUAAUUGGAUUCAAACGUAUUGUCGUCCACAGGGACGGUAACCCCACCCCUACCCGCAUUGUGGAAAUUAAAUUUUUGUCUACCAAAAUUCCAAAUUCAUUAUCAAUUUUCAACGUCCUCUUCGAUGUCUCGCCAAGCGUUCGUGCGCCUCUUCAGUGCAACAAAUGCCUUCGGUUUGGACACACUCACAAAUUUUGUCGCAGCAGUCCAAGAUGUAGUCAUUGUGGAGAAAACAAGCACUCCAUCGACCAGUGCCCGACCGUACAAGCCACUGAUCCUCGCUGCCUUUUCUGUCACCUCCCUCAUCUCGCCACUGUUCGCAAUUGUCAAGAAUGGGAUUUCCAACGUGACAUCAAAAAAAUCAUGGCCACCGAAAACAUCUCAUUCCGUGAUGCCAUCAACUUCAAAAAACAAAAUCAGGUUUCUUCAGCUUUUAGUUAUUCUAAUAUUGUUAAUAAACAGCCUAUGGUUUCUUCCAAAAAAAAAUUCCCCCUUCCCCCUCAAUCCAAUCAUCAACACUCGCCCAAUGUUACUGAAACCUACUAUACGCAUUCCCACUCUCCGAGAACUUCAAGGCACCAUUCCCCUCCCCGGGCUGUUAAACAUUUUAAACUCCCCACCCAAAAGAACUUUUCCCUUCCCAAUGGUUCAUUUUUGGAAUACGCGCAUAAUAGCCAAUCGAUAAAUGAUCCUACAAAUCAAAAUAAUGACCUCACAUGGGUAAAUACUCUUUCAACCAAUUUAACACAAUCAUUAAUUAAUGCUCCUCUCACUUCUCAAACAGCUAGUUCUCUUCAAAACCUAAUCGAAUCUUCUCUUCUCGCUAUUUUAGCAAUACCUAGUUUCCCUACUAUAUCUCCACCCUAA